AGAGAGAGAGAGAGAGAAAUGUAUGUCGACUCAAGUCUCUAUUAUAAAUCCGGCAAGCUUUGAAAGCACCACAUAAUUUACAGCCUCAGAACGGUGGCACACCCAAAAGGUCCAAGCUUUAUCCAUCUAAUAAUCAGAUCUCAGAGAGAGAGAGAGAGAGAGAUGGGUAAUAGCUUAGGGGGCAAGAAAACGGCGAAGGUGAUGAAGAUAGACGGAGAGACGUUAAAGAUGAAGACGCCGAUGACGGCGGAGGAGGUGCUGAAAGAGUAUCCAGGCCUCGUCUUGUUGGACUCAGAAGCCGUCAAGCAUUACGGCGUCAGAGCCAAGCCCCUCCAGGCGGGGCAGAGGCUGGAGGCGAAGAGGCUGUAUUUCCUGGUGGAGCCUCCGAGGCAGAGAGAGGGUAUUCCGCCGAGAAGGGUAAGAUCGGGAAUCCACAUGAGCGCCCAGGAGAGGCUGGAAAGCCUCGUGCUUGCCCGGAGAUCCGCCUCCGAUCUGUCUAUCCUCAAUCCCUCCGGCCGCCGGACUGAAGCCGAGACUGCCGCCGCCGGAUCUGUCAGAGUGAAGGUUAGGGUUCCUAAGGCGGAGAUAGAGAGGCUGGUCAGGGAGAGCGCGACCGAGGCCGAGGCCGCCGAGAAGAUCGUCGGUCUCUUCGUGGCUAAGCAGAGGGACCAAGACGCGCGUGACAGCACGCGCCGCCUUGGUGGAGGAGUCAAGGCCCGUGAGAAAAGAGUGAGCUUUAUGGCGCCGAGAGAGGCAGGGAAGGAGAUAAGCGUCGCUUCUUAAUUAGUCGCCUUUUAAAUUUAAUAGAAUUAGGAAUUAAAUCCCCCUUUGAUGGUUUCUGCAUCUUCCUCUGUAUAUACAAAAGCAGGAAUUAUAUAUUAUAGGAAAAAAAAAUAUAUAUAUAUAUAGAUUUUUUUCGAGAGAGGUAACUGGAUGAUGUAUCCAUUGCUUGAGGCGAUUAUAGACUAUCAAAAGUUUUUAUUAAUUA
This is a messenger RNA of Tarenaya hassleriana, 988 nucleotides long. RefSeq lists its product as uncharacterized. Lineage: Eukaryota; Viridiplantae; Streptophyta; Magnoliopsida; Brassicales; Cleomaceae. The transcript has 4 exons. Bases 163 to 783 code for a protein of 206 amino acids. The record is from RefSeq and is a predicted model, not a curated record.